Messenger RNA from Botrytis porri, 1233 nucleotides. RefSeq lists its product as uncharacterized. The record is from RefSeq and is a predicted model, not a curated record. NCBI's taxonomy places the organism in Eukaryota, Fungi, Ascomycota, Leotiomycetes, Helotiales, Sclerotiniaceae. The coding region runs from base 511 to 1233 and encodes 240 amino acids. The transcript is spliced from 4 exons.
GAACUCUUUCGAUUUUUACCUGAUCGAAUCAAUCAUCUUGUCAUGUCUUACUCCAUCGUGCCACUGUGAGUAUUGGCAAAGCUUCCCAAUUCAUGUGAACUUGAAUCAUAUACCCCUGGCGGUUCGUAGGUUUGAUGGCGCCACGAUCCCAUAUUCAUCUGUCCAUGAUUCUCCCAUGGGCGUCGAGGAUCUACAUCUAGGACUACGCACUGCAGUGCUUCAACUCUCAAUCAUAGCGCCAAGACUCAUGGAUGCACGGUUUGAGGGUCGUGUGCAUAUCUGUUUCCACUUCCCUCAUUGAAUCUCUUGUUAUCUGAGCACUCUCUUUAAAUCUCUUGUCAUCUAAUCAAUUGUAAUUCUGCAGCUGCAGGUCACGCUCACUCAUUACUUUUCAUAUUCUUUGCUUCAUACAACGGCUGGGCUGUUGAAUACGUUCAUUAAUACCUAAAUUCAAACAACGAAGGGCAGGAUACCAAACUACAUUUUUUAACGAUAUUAUUGAAGAGGAGGAUGAAGGGCUUUAUAAGAGCAACGCUAUUGGUGGCAGUGGGGGCAGCAGGCCUUGCACAGGGAUAUCGGUAUGAAGCUAGAGGUUUAAGUGAUAUCAUCGCCGCUCUCGAAGGAGGGGGGAAAGCGAGCGCAGCACCCGCGGUGACAAAAGAGAUCACAAAGACAAUGACGGUCACAAAGAGCGCUCAGGGAGCGGCGGCACCAACGGGGGCUGCAAUACAAGCUGCCGGAACUGGUGGCCAAUUCUCUUUCCUCACUUCGACCGUUUUCGCUUCAGGAGCUCCACCUACCGUUACUGUCACUCCACUACCUCAAAUGAUUACCCAAACAGUCACUGAGCAAUUAAUGGUAACUAUGAUGGCUACGCAAAUGUCAGUGGUUACAUCCAUGGUCACUAUGACUAUGAUGCAAACAACUACCGUCAUGGUAUCAGUCACUAUGCAAGGUGCUGCAACAGCAGCAUCAAUUAGCACAUCUUUAACCGAAGCUGCUAUUCAAGGAGCUACAACAGCAGCAUCAAUUAGCACAUCAUUGACCGAAGCUGCUAUUCAAGGAGCUACGAUCGCAAGUGUCACCACAUCAGCUGCGAUACAAGCUGGAAAAUCACCAGCUCCUGCACUUGGAGCUGCACAAGUCGCACAGCCAAAUCCUGUUGAUAUCAACACACUCGCCUUGUCCAGUAGUUUAGUCCUUGGUAAUCUUGCUGUGGCGACAGCGGUCUGA